This is a messenger RNA of Acanthocheilonema viteae, 1324 nucleotides long. The record is from the annotation of a GenBank genome assembly. NCBI's taxonomy places the organism in Eukaryota, Metazoa, Nematoda, Chromadorea, Rhabditida, Onchocercidae.
CCAAACGAGCGAUUUAUUGCAUUUUCUAAUUCGCACCGAUUACGACCAUCGGAAAGAACCGGAAAAUGAUAACGGAGAAGCAGUUAUAAUCAAUGUAUCAAUUGUUGUUAGUAAUAUACGAGCUGUUUCGGAAGUUACCAUGGAUUAUGUUCUUGAAUUGUUUUAUCGCGAAUCAUGGUUGGAUCAACGAUUGCGUUAUCAUAAUUAUUUUAAAGAACGAAAAAUAUCAUUACAUGAAAGUUAUAUUAAUUUCUUGUGGCAUCCGGAUACAUUCAUGCCAAAUGCAAUCGCUUCUAAGAAUCCACAACAGCAUUCAAUUUCACAUCGCUCUUUGUUAAGGUUGAGCGAAGAUGGCACAAUUCUUUAUAGCCGACGAAUUUCCAUUGUUGCCGAAUGUCCAAUGGACCUUACACUUUUUCCAUUUGACUCACAAUUAUGCAAACUUGGCAUCGAAAGUUAUGGAUAUACAGCAGAUCGUGUCCGGUAUUCCUGGUCAAAAGAUGACAAAGCACCGCUACUGCUACAUAAAAUCCGAUUACCGGAUUUUCAGAUUAAAGAAGCUUAUGUAACGAGUGUUACUGAAAAUUAUGCUACAGGGAAUUAUAGCAGACUUUAUAUAUGUUUUGUAUUUGAUCGUUCUUCGGGAUUUUGUCUGAUACAGUUGGUUGUUCCAUCCACAGCAGUCGUUAUCACUUCAUGGGAUAUGGUUUCAAUUAUACUGGCAAUAACAUUCUUAAUUUUUUCAUACAAUGAAAUGAUGCCCCGUGUAAGCUAUAUUAAAGCUAUGGAUAUUUAUCUUGGUGUAUGCUUCAUGGCUGUAUUUUUAUCAUUGAUUAAGAUUGCUUUUGUGAAAUUUAUGCGACAAAGGCUUAGUAAAGACAAAAAGCGAUCUUCAACAAUUCAAUCAAUGUUAGCAAAGGUUAAUGUGGCCACAAAUGAUAACACAUUUAAUGAGCCUGGUAGCAUUGCUAUCGCAUCAUCUCGAACAGCUUGCAUCGAUUUUGAUUUAUCAUCUUUACAGAGAAGAUCGUGUCAUUUAUCUAAUUUGCAUACAUCAAUUUCAAUAAAUGAUCCAAUCGAAUUUGAUUAUUAUUUGGAAAGACGAGAAGAACUACGAUGUUUUACAUUAAAAAAUUUAUUGAAUAAUUGUGGAUUAUCAAAAAAGUCAAUAGAAAUGUUUCAUUGGAUAUCGCAGAUGAUCUUUAUGAUAGCAUUUAUAUCAUUUUGUUUAUUCUAUUUCCUAUUAUAUCCUAAUAUGCAAGUCGUAAUGGAAGAUGCGGAAUGUGAUCGUACAAAAUCGGAAUGGUUCGCUAAAAUUACUUGA